Molecule: messenger RNA, 660 nt
Organism: Vicia villosa (hairy vetch)
Lineage: Eukaryota; Viridiplantae; Streptophyta; Magnoliopsida; Fabales; Fabaceae
Exons: 2
Coding region: 4-660 (218 amino acids)
Source: RefSeq, a predicted model, not a curated record
CAAAUGGAUUCUUCUCUUCGAUCUUCAUCCUCAUCCUCCUCCAACUCCACUUCUUCUUCUUCUUCUCUGAUGGUUUCUUCCCCUUUAGCACUAACCAUCAAAAACCUGCUACCUUCCAAUGAAAACAGUCAAGAAUUCUGUUACUUGCAAAACGGUGGAGGCUUAGGAAUGGCGGCUUUGAUGGAGAAUGCUGAUUCUUUUCUUGAUACAUUGCCUUCCAGCCCCACCUUUCUUUCUGCUAUCUUUGCCUUGUUUCUCUCACAAUCAACCAAAGUUUUCUUUAAUUUCUUUAAGGAGGGGAAAUGGAAUUUCAAACUCAUGUUUGCUUCUCAAGGAAUGCUUUCUACUCGCUCCGCACUAUGUUCGGCUCUCACCACCUCUGUUGCUCUCUCUCAUGGCGUUGCCUAUCCACUCUUUCCCGUUUCUUUGGGAUUCACUCUCAUUGUCAUGUCUGAUGCUGUUUCUGUUACAAGACAGAUUGGCUACCAAGCUCAGGUGCUUAGUACGCUUCUUCAUGAAUUGUCUGGAGGGUUUCCAGUUUUUGGUGAGAGGCUAAAAGAAGAUCAAGGUCACACCCUUCCUCAAGUCUUGACUGGUGCACUGCUUGGUUCUACAGUUGCCGUUUUAUGCUCUCUAGGUUUCAUGCUUCUGCGCCGUUAG